Molecule: messenger RNA, 1687 nt
Organism: Bactrocera dorsalis (oriental fruit fly)
Lineage: Eukaryota; Metazoa; Arthropoda; Insecta; Diptera; Tephritidae
Gene: Kaz
Product: E3 ubiquitin-protein transferase MAEA
Exons: 6
Coding region: 82-1116 (344 amino acids)
Biological process (GO): proteasome-mediated ubiquitin-dependent protein catabolic process
Cellular component (GO): GID complex; nucleus; cytoplasm
Molecular function (GO): ubiquitin protein ligase activity; protein binding
Source: RefSeq, a predicted model, not a curated record
AUAAUUAUUGCCAGCAGAGACAGGACGUUAUUAGUUAAGAAGAUAUGAAAAAAAUUGGUGUUUAUAAAUUGUACGAACAUAAUGGCUGAGAUUAAAUCUAUGGAGCAUUCAACUCUCAAAGUUCCUUAUGAAGUUUUAAACAAAAAAUUUCGAGUCGCGCAAAAAAAUCUUGAUCGUGAAUUGGAUCAAAUACAGCAUUCUUCGAGGGAUGUUGAAAACCUUAUAACAAGAACUAAAAUCUUGCCAACAGUGGAUGAAGUCGGUGCAUUGGUAGGAAAUGUGGUUGAUCGCAUACAGAUAUUAAAAAGGAAAGCAGGGGAAAGUUUACUGGAGGAAUUAAAUGCGGGAUUAGUUUGCAAACGUAAAAUACAACAUUUGAAGGUGAUAGUUCCGCCCGAUUCUAAUGUGUGUUACGACGCUUGGCAAGCCUCAAUAGACCAGUGGAAAAGGACUCGAAUGGACCGCAUUGUAAUAGAAUAUCUACUUAGAAGAGGAUAUUAUGAAACGGCAGAGUGCCUUGCAAGGAAGUCUGAUAUUCGAAGUUUAACUAAUCUUGAAAUUUUCCACACAUCCAGAGAAGUAGAGGAGGAUCUCUUUAAACAUAAAACUUUAAAAUGUGUUUUGUGGUGCAACGACAAUAAAUCUAAACUUCGGAAAAUAAAUUCUAAUAUGGAAUUCAGUUUACGCGUUCAAGAAUUUAUUGAACUUGUUCGGAGUGAUAACCGAGUUGAAGCAGUUAAAUAUGCAAGGAAAUAUUUUCAAAGUUUUGAAAAAACACAACUAAGGAAAAUAUGCAAGUGCAUGGCUUUAUUGGCGUAUCAACCAAAUACAGAAACGGAGCCAUACAAAACCUUAUUCAGUGAAGCUCGUUGGAACGAUCUUGUUUUAAAUUUUCGAAAUGAAAACUAUCGUUUAUUUCAACUAUCAACUCAGUCUUUACUCAGUGUUGCAAUACAAGCUGGAUUAUCAUCAUUAAAAACACCACAAUGUUAUUCUCCUAACUGCAAAAAUCCUCAUUGCCCUGUUUGUCAAGAAGAUUUCAAUAAAAUCGCUAGGAAUUUGCCAUAUUCACAUUGUGUUCAGAGUCGCCUAAUUUGCAGUGACAUGGCCCUUUAAACUAGUUUGAAACCAAUUUGAAGCCGACAGAGCAGGCCCACAUUCAUCGUGCGUUCAGAGAGAACAACAAAAAGCGAAGAAAACUUGCACAGGCACAAAGGCCUUCCAACGUUAUUGACUAAGCCGACCCUUAUACCGACUGUUAUGAUCUAAAUAAAACACGAUGGUAAAUGGAAUAAAAUACGAGCCAUAAUUAACCCGACCCGAAAGGUCAGAGCUGGUUCAGAGAUUAAAGUUAUCGAAAACGUACCACGACUCGCAUCAUAUACCAGUAUACAAAGUCGUCAAAGGAUCAUUAACUGAUUCCGACUGGCAUGUCGAAACUAACUGUCUUAUGACACCUGAUUUACCAACCCAAGCCUAUAAUCGUGACUUAAGUGGCGAAAUCGUCAAGAAGUUGUUAUUUAUAUUAUAUAUAUGUAUAUGUAUAAUAUAUUAUUAUUUUUUCAAUUCUAUUUCUUAAUGUUACCAUAAUUAAAGUUAUAUCAUAAUAAUAAUUGUUUGCAAGAAAAAGAAAAGAAACUUGUCAUACAAUAUAUGCAACUUUAUAAUAAAUUAAGUUGAUUUUAUA